Pocillopora damicornis (cauliflower coral) is the source of this 1306-nucleotide messenger RNA. RefSeq lists its product as uncharacterized. The record is from RefSeq and is a predicted model, not a curated record. NCBI's taxonomy places the organism in Eukaryota, Metazoa, Cnidaria, Anthozoa, Scleractinia, Pocilloporidae.
AAAUUUCAAAGGAGGAGAAACAAAAGCGAAAAAACUUAGAACAUAACCUUAGUAAAAUGCAACGUAGUCUUCACGUGACUGCUCACGCUCACUACGUAUCUUCGGAAUACUACAGAAAGUGGAACGUUAGACUUCAAUACAUGUCUCUUGUGGUAGGUGCAGGUGGUGCCACAGGAGGCUUAGCAUCAACAUUCAAUUGGAAAACGUUUGUUGGACAUAAUCCUCGCCUUGCACCACUCGUCGCUGCGUUUUCAGCAACUUCAGCUAUCCUAUCCGUUACCAUACAUUUGUUACCGAAGAUCCAGAGUAUGCCUGCAAAUCUAUAUCAGAUGCACUUUAACUCUGGAAUAGAAUGCCAGUAUCUCGAAAAAAAGGUAAAGUUUAUGUCGGAGACCGAAGUUUGGGAUUCCAAAAUACCGUGGGCAUCUCUGGCAUCAAAGUACGAAACCCUGCUCAGGGACAAGAAAGACGUGGAUAGCGUGAUACAAACCGAUUACUGGGCUUACCGAAAAGCUUUAAAGCUAAUUGAGGAAAGAGAUAGAGAGAAACGAGACCAAAGCGUAAGAGUAGGAGAAGGAACCAUACAAUGAGCCCCAGAAACUUGAGAGAAUCGUAAGCUGAUCUGUUUGUUACCGCAUAUGUAAAACUCACAACUACUAAAGAAACGAAUUGAAAACCAAUUUCAGAUUUACGCAAGGUACGUUUCGAUCGAUUUAUUUCGAUUAUCAUUUGUAGCAAGAGAUUAUCUUCUCUUGUUUAUAGUUAAUUUACAUCAUAACAUCGAAGUUAUAUUGGCCAUGAAUUGAAAUUGGCAACAAAAUAUAUAAUUUUUAAAUGCACCAGACGGAUUAAAUUUACAAAGACCGAAAGUACAAAAUAAAACACUAAUUCGGAAGGAAAAGCAUGACGAGCAAAAUAGUUCAGUCGGCAUGGAUAACGGUAGACUCUUUCAAUGGAUAUGGGCAGCAUUUUUAAAUCAAAGGCUGUAUAAAAUAUUUUAUGAUCGUCUGUGACACUCAGUGCGACCUCUGAGUGUGCUACAGACCGUGUUAACCAUUCAGCGUGUAGAUUUAGUGAAUGCAAAUUUUGAUAAACUUCAAGACUACUUCUUUCUGAUUGUAACACUGGAAAUAGUACACAUGAAUCAAAAUUGAGAGAAAAAAAAAACUAUUGAAAGAUAAGUGCACUACAAAUUGUGUUCCAGACCCUCGUCAGAGCUCGUCUGAGAGUAUCAUGUGAUUUCUUGCGUGAAGCAAGUAGUCGAUGCCACCAGACCAUUCGGAAGUGAGUGGAGGGGGAGGGGGGA